This is a messenger RNA of Arabidopsis thaliana (thale cress), 804 nucleotides long. Its product is annotated as pre-mRNA splicing factor domain-containing protein. Gene Ontology annotation, cellular component: nucleus. Bases 84 to 551 code for a protein of 155 amino acids. NCBI's taxonomy places the organism in Eukaryota, Viridiplantae, Streptophyta, Magnoliopsida, Brassicales, Brassicaceae. The record is from RefSeq and is marked reviewed. The transcript is spliced from 2 exons.
AGAAGGUGAAACUUUCUUAUUAUAAAAACCCUUGACGAGUUUUUGAACGAAGAGGAGGAAAGCAGAAACUCUAAGAAGAAAGAAUGGCGUUGAAGUUUCUGAACAAGAAGGGGUGGCAUACGGGAAGUAUCCGCAACGUUGAGAAAGUAUGGAAAGCUGAACAGAAGCACGAAGCCGAGCAGGAAAAGAUUGAGGAGCGUUCUGAAUUUCGCGCUAUCCAAGAACAGGCCGGUCUUGUUCCGAGGAGGCCAGAGAGAUUGGAGUUCUUGUAUGAUCCAGAACUAGCAGUAGCGAAACAGAAUGUUAGUAGUUCAAGACAUGGUGUUUUGUUUCAGAAUCAAGAUCAGCGAGCGAGAGCUACGAUUCCUGGUGCGUUGUUUGAUGAUGAUGAUAAGAGACACUCUGCCAAUGAUUCUUGGCGCAAAUUCCACUCCGACCCUUUGCUUCUCAUCAGGCAGAAAGAGCAGGAAAUCUGGAAGUUCCUUUCUUUAUUUCUUUACUCCAUUCAUGUGUCCUGCUUGUGUUUCUUCUGUAAACGGUUACGGUUUUAGAUUGUAUUGGAUUUCGUUUCUGCUGCUAACCUGUUGUGGAUUGUGUUUCUUCUUUAACAGUUGAAAAGAAAAGCGAGAGGAUAGAGAUGGAGUGUUGAACGAGGACAAGAUACAACAUCGGCGUAGAUUGUUUAAAUACAUCGCAAGUUAUCUUCUUCAGGUGUUUUUUUUUUGAGUAGGAUUAGGAAUCUUCUUCAGGAGUUGAAUGUAUAGAAAACACAGUUUUUUUUCUUUUUAAUACAAAGACAAUCUU